This is a messenger RNA of Somion occarium, 2187 nucleotides long. NCBI's taxonomy places the organism in Eukaryota, Fungi, Basidiomycota, Agaricomycetes, Polyporales, Cerrenaceae. The record is from the annotation of a GenBank genome assembly.
AAGCUAGGUACGCUGGCAUAUUGCCAAACCCGGCGUAGCAGCAUACAUGAAGGUGCCCCGCAAACUUGGUGUUCUGCAAACGGUAUUAGGUAGAAGUUAGUACGCUAGUAGUACUAUUAAGUAGCGAGGAAGCGAUCGACAGAAGCGCCCAUAAAGGUAGACUCCGCUAACACUUACGUUUGACUAGAACCUUCUCAUCAGAUAAAAACUGUGUGUAGUCCAAUAGGUCAGCACCGUAAAUCUUCCUGACAAUAGCGGAUUCAUAAUCUCUGUUGUUUUUAAGAGGAUAUCUCUUGUAACGGGUCUGCCAGGCAGCGUUCGCUCACCUUGAGCCGCUGGUAGCUCUGAAGCUGUUCCACCGCUCCAUCGUAUCUCACGAUACCCCACUCCCUUUUACCAUAGAAGCUGGCAUGCUUCGACGCGUUUGGAAGCCAGCCGCAGGUGCAGCUCUGUUGGUGGGAGCUCCGACCUAUUACUACUACUGCCGGCGUUCCAAAUCAUCCACCAAAGAAACCUUCGAUCUCUCUGUUAGAGUGCAAGGUCCAGACGGAAAGCCAACGAGGGAAAAGCGUGUAAUGCCAUUGUUACCCAAAGAUCAGAUUGAAGCACGACUGAAGGAGCAUGCGGAAACUGUGAGGACGCAACGGCCUGGAGGUAUCAUCUGGAACCAACACACUGCCUACCUUGCGGCGAAUGCUCCCAUUGAAGAUGCGCACGCGAGCAACAUCGUAGAGAGGGACCUUACGGACCCAUCUGCUCCGGGGGACCUUUUAUUUUACGCUGUCAUGGAUGGACAUGGCGGAUUUCAUACGUCGCGACUGCUUUCGCAUAUUCUCCUCCCUGCUGUGGCAUUAGGUUUCUCGACCCUAAUCAACGAACCAAGUUCUGUUGUACCCAAGGGCAGUUUUCUUCAGGAUCUAAUCUCAAGAUUGAGAUUGAAACCCUCCGCUGCACCACCAACACCGUUCGAUUCCAAUCCGAGCUACGUGUCCUCCGCAAUCCAGACGGCUUUCCAGACCGUGGAUGCUGAGAUAAUCGAUGCUCCCCUUCGACUAUUGGCUCAAGAAUUGUCCAAAAAACAGGAUUCGAAGGGUCUUCCUGAUCUCAGUCAACAUACCAUGGCCCUUGCAUCAAUGCUACCCGCGUUGUCGGGAAGCUGCGCUCUUUUAGCACUCAUCGACACCGCACAUCGCAACUUGUACGUCGCAUGCACCGGUGACAGUCGAGCAGUCGCUGGUGUUUGGGAAGAAUCCGAAGAUGGUAAAGGCUCUUGGCGAGUGGAUGUACUUACGGAUGACCAAACCGGCCGCAAUCCGAACGAAUUAAAAAGAAUGCAGUCAGAGCACCCGUCAGAUGAAGCAGAAACAGUCAUUGUGCGAGGUCGAGUCCUCGGCGGGUUGGAACCAAGUCGGGCAUUCGGAGAUGCACGGUACAAAUGGUCUCGGGAAGUCCAAGCUAUUCUUAACAAAGUGUUCUUGGAAGGAAAUAAGGUACCGAUGCGUUCCACUCCCCCCUUGUUGAAAACACCUCCAUAUGUCACGGCCCGACCCGAAGUCACCCACCGCAAACUCGAUUUUCUACCCGAUCCGACGAACAAAGACGGUUUUCCCAAAUCCAAGUCUGCACUGCGCUUCUUGGUUCUAGCAACAGACGGUCUAUGGGACGAGCUUUCAUCGGAAGAUGUUGUCUCCCUGGUGGGAGGUUUCCUAGCAGGUCUCAGAGGCACCAUCUCUAAGUCCAGUCUUUCCAAACUCGUACCAACAGCUUCCGGUUCGACUGUCGAGGGCAAAGACAAACGUCGACGAGAUAAUGCUGGCUCAUGGGCAUUCGUCGAUGAUAACAUCAGCACACACCUCAUCAGGAAUGCUUUCGGUGGAGGAGACGAAAUGAAGUUACGACAGAUGCUCAGCAUACCUGCCCCCCUGUCAAGGAAUUACAGGGACGAUGUGACUUGUACAGUCGUCUUUUGGGAAGAGGGUAAAGAGGAGGCGGUUCAGGCCGCAACGUUCUCCGCGGAAGAGCAGGAAGAGAAGAGUGUCCGGGCGAAGCUAUGAUUGCGUAUUGAGUCUUCUAGCCAGUCCUUGGAUUACUUGAUGUAUUGCUAUUACAAUCUGCAAUCUGAGUGUAAAAUGCAGAAUUCUGAGGGAAAAAAACAACAGAGCAGAAGUGAGAGUCCUAACCCUGAUC